AUGGUAUCCACCAGAUCCGGAAGAAAGGAUCCAGCAUCUGUAGAGCUUGGCCAGAACGGCAAGGAGGUGAAAAAAAUACCUACAAGCAAAUCUAAGAGUCGAGCAAUUCAACACAAUGCAGAUGUAAUAACAGCUUCGGAGUCGGUCCAUACGAAGAAGGAAACGCGAGGCAGAAAAAGAAAAGUGACCUCCAUAGUUCCUGAGCAACCAGAUGAACAGGAUGUCUCACUUAGAGGCAAAAAGAAAAGAACGACAGAGGCUCUAGAUUCCACAGUUUCAAUUGAAUCAGCAAAUACGCGCCCAAACAACGACAGAAGUACACCCUCUUCGGAAUGGACAUCUUCCAAGGUACCCAAGGACACUUCAACUCCUAAAACAAAUAUGCCUAUCAUGUCUAUUAUAUCCCAUAAGGUGGGUAAAAAGAACCCAACAAGUACGCGGCAGGACUCACCUUCUUCGAUAUCUGGGCUCUCAGAUGGUGAUAUGGGUGAUGAACCAGAAUUAUCAACUGUUUCCAGCAACUCAGACAAUAUUAAAAUUAACAAGAGAAUUAUGAGCAGAGAUACAGAAGAGGUUAUUCGGAUGUUCAAGAAAUUCGACGACGAGGUCCUUACAAACCCAGUAGCCAGAGCCAGACUCUUAUCACUAAAGUUUGAAACUCGAAAGAGGUACAUAACCACGUUCAAACACUAUAUUCGGUUCUGUUGUAAGAAAAAGCUUGACAAUUUUUUUGUUACCGGUCCUCUAAUGAAAGAAUUCUACGAGGAGCAAUUUGCAAUCAGUGCCAGUAGUAACCCAAUAAUUCGGUUGAAGAAAAUGGAUCCGGCUUUCAGCAAGCUCCAGGAGAUCAACUUCUUGGUCUACCAUCUUGAGAACAAGGAUAUUCCCGAUCGACAUAUUGCUUAUGACUAUUUGUUUUUCAUAGAAACUGGGAAAUACCCGUGGUACCACAAACCAAUUGUUAAUACGUCAAGUGAGCCAGUUGAUUUCAGUAACACAGCAAACAAAAAAUCGAAUAAAUCAUUAGCAACACGAGUAUCCAAAGGGGCUACCGAAAAAUCAUCAGGAACACAACCCUCGACAAAUACUAAUAGUGAAAAAGAAGAAAUAGCAUCCUCUCAGCAAACCAAUAAAGAAACUUCACAGUUAAUACCAACUCCAACGACAAGAAGAAAAAGAACAAUUAGAAAAGUUGAAUUGGAAGCAUUUAUUAAAUCCCAAUUAAAACAAACAAGGCUGGAAAUUCAUAAUUUGAAUACUGCCCAUAUUGAAGCAUUAAAAUUAAUUACUUCCGACCAACAAGUGUUGAACCAAGUGAGAUCCCUAAAUCGUAACAUUAAUAUAGCUUUGGAUAAUUUUUCAUCCCUAAUUGAAAAGGGUCCUAAUGAAGUUAUUUAUUCUGGAGCAGAAAAGGACAAUACUGUUUUGCCUAAAAGUACUCAUCCUGUAAUUAUUGACAUGAAUCACAACAUAUUUACUGUCUACGAAAUUCUAGAAGAAUGGUAUCGGAUUGAUCCUUCUGUCGAAAAACGUAUCAAGAACUGGGGCAUGAAUUGGAUAAGAGAUGAUAUUGACCGAGAAACUUACAAUGAAAGAAACUCCAUAGUUGAUUUUGUCAAGCGAAUAUCCAAAGAAAUCAACGAGCCGGAUUUAUUUCUUAUUGCAAAUGAUUGUGAUAGAUAUAUUCAUGACAAGCUGAUUUUGGAUGAGUUUAUUAGUGAAAUCGAAUUAGAUUUCGACGAUUUAUUUAAGAGAGUACUCCGUCACCGUCAACGUCGUAGCUGA
Molecule: messenger RNA, 1785 nt
Organism: Scheffersomyces stipitis CBS 6054
Lineage: Eukaryota; Fungi; Ascomycota; Pichiomycetes; Serinales; Debaryomycetaceae
Exons: 1
Coding region: 1-1785 (594 amino acids)
Source: RefSeq, a predicted model, not a curated record